GCAAAAUCCAAGAUCAAUUCACCACAAAAAAACCCCUCCGAAAACCGGGUUUGAGGCCAGACCCACGACUCAUCUUCAGGUUCAUUCAAAGGAAACGAAAGUGGAACGAAUGCGAUGAAUCUCGAUCGAAACCAGGACGACGCCGCUUGCACAUCCACCACACACCGUCGCCGUCUUAUCCCUGUAGAUCAUCUCCGACAUCCAUCACCUUCGAGAAAGAUCAAAGACCUACUUCCUCGAUGUUCAAUCAGAGAAUCGAGGAUGCUAGACUAAGUUUGCGUUCCAUCUUAAUCAAAUCGACAUCGUCGGAUGCACGUUCUCGCGCAAAGAUGGAGAGAAAACGUAGGGAGACGAAACCUACCGGUUUGUUCCGAUGCGGCGGUUCAGAGGCGAGAUACGCUCGUUGUUGAUUCGCGUUCGAUGAUCGUUCUCCCUGAAGAAGGAAAAUAAUCACCCUUUGAACCCCCUUUCGUGAAUCGCAAGAGUCGAAGAUGAAGCCCUCCGAAUUGCCGUUCUUGGUUGUGAAGGAAGUUCUGUGGUGGGUUGGGAAAUGAGGGUCUUAUUGUUAGGUUGAAGGAAAAGGUUUCGCAUUGGUUGAAGGAUUGGUGUUGUGGUGAAGGGUAAGGAAGAUGGUGAAGUGAGGUUGGUGAAGAAAUUGUGAGAGGGUGGAGAAGAAGAGUUUGAUUUCUGAAGAUGAUGGAGAAUUGAAGAAGUGAAGAGGAUGAAGAAAGGGAUGGAAAAUGAAGGACGCCCUGCAGAAUGAAGAACUUUUUGUUAUAUAGAGCAUGAAGUCGCAACCGACUCGGGCACGCCGGGCACCUCAGGCAGGGUUAGAUGCAGAAUUCAGUUAAGUGUUUUUCAAUGCUGAUGUUGCACUGUGAAAUAUUGGAUUGCAGGUCCGUGUUAUGACUCCGGAAUGCAUCAACUUCUGCUGCUCGAUUUGCCUUUACCGAGAGUUUGCUUGUGGGCUGCUAUGUUCCAAUCGUCACCAAACUUGGCCAUUGAUUGUGAUUUUGUGGCUGUUUUGGUGCUUGGCAUGUUGCGAAUUGCUGCAGCUUCCAUGUGGCUUGCACUUCGAGCCGCUGCGUUUUGUAGCUGCUGUGGCUUUGUUAUGCAAAGAUUUUUCAAGAGGAUUUUCAUUGCCGGCAUUGCUGUUUUGGCGUUGCAGCUUUAGCUUAUGGUGGCAGCAAUGUGGGAUUUCCGUCUGGAUUUUAUGCUGCAGCUGGCCUCAUUUGGCUUAUAGUUUUGACGUUGUUGGCUUGUGUUGUUAGUCGUCCUUGUGGCCUCGUGCAUCCGCCGCAUGGUGUUGCUGUAGGAGCCAUUGAUAUAUCAAAAUGAAUUGUUAUGUUAUGGUGAUGUGGUGGUGUUAAAAAUUGGUGAAUGGAUAUUGAUUUAAAAAGGAUAAUUGGAUUUGGAUAAUAGAAUGUAGUUAAUGGAUUUAAAUGGUUUGGAAAUUA
Messenger RNA from Lathyrus oleraceus (garden pea), 1457 nucleotides. RefSeq lists its product as uncharacterized. The record is from RefSeq and is a predicted model, not a curated record. The coding region runs from base 917 to 1174 and encodes 85 amino acids. Lineage: Eukaryota; Viridiplantae; Streptophyta; Magnoliopsida; Fabales; Fabaceae. The transcript has 6 exons.